This is a messenger RNA of Clavispora lusitaniae ATCC 42720, 2469 nucleotides long. RefSeq lists its product as uncharacterized. The record is from RefSeq and is a predicted model, not a curated record. Gene Ontology annotation, cellular component: ESCRT-0 complex. Gene Ontology annotation, biological process: protein transport to vacuole involved in ubiquitin-dependent protein catabolic process via the multivesicular body sorting pathway; protein targeting to vacuole. Gene Ontology annotation, molecular function: phosphatidylinositol-3-phosphate binding; ubiquitin binding; metal ion binding. NCBI's taxonomy places the organism in Eukaryota, Fungi, Ascomycota, Pichiomycetes, Serinales, Metschnikowiaceae.
AUGGCCGCUUCUUUAUACGACCAGGUGCCCGAUAUGGAAAGGUCGGGCCCACUAAAGCUGACGAUACAAAAGAGAGAAGAAAGCUUACAUCCCAGCGGAAUAAACCCAACAGGAAACCUUCAGGUUGAGCAAUCUGAAAUGACGACAUACCACGAGACUGACAACGUCGAAAAUGGGAAGGCUCCCAUUAGGGAAGUGACAGAGCGCAAGCAUGAACAAAGAGAGAAUAGACAGGAAGAAGAACAUGGGGAACGCAAUGAGUGUCAAGAGGAUGGAAAGCAAAGUCAUGAAACGGAACAAAGCCAAAGGGAAGGAACUCACCAAAAUGGGAAAAGUGGCCAAAGCGAGGGAAUUCAAUCCAGCCAUAAUGGGCACGAGUUGGCGCUAGACCCAGGCGUAAAUGGCUCUACUGACAAAUCUACCCUGAAUAACAGAACGAACGAGGCAUUACUUGUGACCGGAGAAGAUCUGCAACUUAUACAUGGACCGAAGGAGACGGAUUUGCAGCUUGAAAUGACUCAUUCGAGUAAUGCCGGGCUCAGUCAACGUUGGAAUACCCCCGAAAAUGGAACGCAGAAGGAGAGCCAGACCAAUCUUGAGGAUUCAUCAAAGGGCGAGGGCAUACAAAUGGAGGCUUCUACCUUAAUACUGGCGAAGCCGGCAGAAGGUCGAAUGGAAAACGAAAUCCCACCCCAAACGGAAUCAGCUGUCGCUGGCCAUGAACUGAGGAGUGAACCAAGGACAGAUCCAAAUACAGCACAGAACGUAGAACAAAACGCAGAGGGAGGCACUGAGCGGAGCACGGAAGUUUCAGACUCACAGACUCCCGGUACGAAAAUUCCGGGCGCGGCAGAGGAAAACACAAACUCCGACCAAGGCGAUGGUCUUUUUCAGAAAAAGGACUACCGCCUGCGCACGCAGCUGUUUCAAUCUGUUCUCCUGUCUGCGUCGCUCAAGUCGCUCAAGCUGCAGCAUCUUGCCACGCCUGCUCCCCGGUCCGCUUCUGCGAGCAAAAACUUCCAACUGUUUAUCCAGGCACCCGUGCUACUGGCAAUUCGCCGAACUGACGAAGUUCCAAUAGGCCAGCAGAUGCCUUUUGAGCGUGAGGCAGAGCCUGAGCCUCCGGUAAGUACUAGCCCUGAUGAUUAUGGAGAGCAAACAACGAGAGAACAACAGCGACUUACUCUUAACGCCCUCCGAAAGCUCCUGCUUUCGUUGGCACCAAUUGCAGGACUGGAAGGUGACAGGACACGGCCAUUGACUACUGCUAGACGGCCAUAUGCGCCUGCACAGGUGGAUCUUUCAACUUUUGCAAGCUUGACUAGACAGAGUCGACACCAGGAGAGAGAGACUGGACAUAAUGAGCAGGAAAAAGUAGAUAAGGAGCAAGAGAGACCGAAGGACAAUGAAAGACAGGAAGGUGAAAGACAGGGAGAUGAAAAACGGGAGAGCCAAACGCAGGUGAGUGGAAGGCAGGAAAACGGCACGCAACACGCUCAAGACAGCGAUAUUGGGGCGGGAAAAAACAAAGAUACGAGUCUGGAUCUUGGCCUUGUUAGUCCGACGAGCGUGAUGAACGUGCACGGAAACCUCAGUAUGAGUGGAAAUACACACCCCAUGGUGCAAACGCCUGCGCUGGCGCUCACACUUUCUCCAACGACUGUCAAUGAAACAACGAAUACCUUGGCAGGAACCAACACCGGAACGAUAAUAACGGCGAAUGAAGCUGCCAUGAAAAAGGACGAAUACUUCACCCAUAAUAAUGCUUCUUUUACUGGAUCAGCCAACGACGCUAUUACGGUCACAGGUGCUUCCGGAAACGGAGAUACAGCCCCUCCCACUGUCGCCGAUACUGCGGACCGGUCGUCUUCCUCAUUCCCACAUCCUGCUAAAGACGAACCUAACCACCUUCAACAAAUCAAACAUUUCCGGAGUCCGAUGUACGUUCCUGCUGUGCUCCGCCGUACACAGGGACCAGAGGCGCCUGGAUCACCUGAAAGCAGCGCAUCGGCAGAUCUGCGUGUUUCGGACGCUCUGGCGCUCACCCACGACUAUAUUGCUCGUGCACCACCAACACGGCGCCACUGGCUCAAGGAUGAUGCGGUAACCGAAUGUGGCAUGCCUAACUGUCGCCGCCACUUCACGUUUUUUGACCGUCGUCAUCAUUGCCGGAAAUGCGGUGGUAUUUUCUGCAAAGACCACACACUGCACUUUUUGUACAUCAACCACCUUGCACAAUUCACCACAGGUGGCCGCGGAACGCUCUCACGCGUAUGUGACCGCUGUAUUGACGAGUACAACGACUUCAUUCGCCAGGAAUUCGGCCCACCUGCCCGGACGGCCCAUUCUACUGAAGCGAGGGAGACAAGCUUGCUUCGAGACGUGCUCGCAGGACGCCCAGUGCGGGACACUCGCCAGGACCUGGUAGUAGGAAGUGUGCCUGCCAACUGGAGUUGGUCGUCCUUCUAA